This is a messenger RNA of Torulaspora globosa, 1551 nucleotides long. It is a transcript of the gene RRN7, whose product is annotated as Rrn7p. The record is from RefSeq and is a predicted model, not a curated record. Bases 1 to 1551 code for a protein of 516 amino acids. Gene Ontology annotation, cellular component: RNA polymerase transcription factor SL1 complex; RNA polymerase I core factor complex. Gene Ontology annotation, molecular function: RNA polymerase I core promoter sequence-specific DNA binding. NCBI's taxonomy places the organism in Eukaryota, Fungi, Ascomycota, Saccharomycetes, Saccharomycetales, Saccharomycetaceae. The transcript has a single exon. Gene Ontology annotation, biological process: RNA polymerase I preinitiation complex assembly; nucleolar large rRNA transcription by RNA polymerase I.
AUGUCGACCUUCAUACGAGGUCCAGUAUGUGGAGUAUCAAACUGCCCUUCUCGCCUAUGGCGUAUAAUUGAUGGUAGAAGGACUUGCCAGUAUGGCCACGUUAUGGAGGGUGAUGUGGAAUUCAACAAUGAUGACGACGAUUUAGCUAGCGCUGGUGUCGUUACAAGAAGACUGAAUUUGACAACGGGAGCCACUGGUAGCUUUCAAUCGAGUUUUAAUGCCUCUCAGUCGCACAAUCAGCAGAACCUCACUGGUAGUAAGAAAAUACAUGGUUACCAGGCCAAAGUGCUGUUCAUAAAGUCGUUCCAGCUAGUACUUAGAGCUCAGGCAAAGUGGCUGAUACGGGAAAUGAACUUCCCACCUGAAUUCGAGCAAGUUGUAAAGCUGAUAUGGAUUCACUACCUACAAUGGCUAGAUAACAGCAAUGCAGGACAUACCGACGUUGAAGAGCACGAGAGUGAGCGGCAAGAGGACCGCCUUCAGCUGACGGCACUUCAGCUGAGCAUGCCCGCGGCUCUCAGUAUGCUCUACAUGGCCUCAGUUCACAUGGGAUUGCCAGUCUACACCGCAGAUUUUAUCAGAUGGAUCGCUGCAGCAGAACUGCCUUACUACAAAGCCAAUUCGCUAUUGCCUGAGUCGUGGAAGCAGCAAUUGCCCAGCACGUAUCUCAGGCUACUUGAUGGCGGAAAGCCGCCCGCAGACGGUCACAUUUUACUAAAGGUCUCACAGAUUUGCUUCAGAACUGCCUUCACCAAGAAUUUCAACUGCAAGCUCAGAUACGAAGGUCUUGUACUAAGGCUUGUACUACUUGGAACUCUCCCGCCCGAGUUUUACUUGUAUACCGUGGAACUGAUCAGGCUAGUGGAUGAGGCCGACGGCUUUAGACUGAUAGAGCACCCGAGGAUGUUCUUCACCAAGUACUACCAGUGGCCGGAACUCAGAGUCAUCGCCUAUUUCCUGCUAACCGUCCGCUGGGUACUGCUCUGCAGCGAAGAGACCUACCCAUUGCCAUGGAUUCUAUCGCUCUCGGACAGAUCUCAGACGGCAGGUGCCUCUGCAGACCAAGAUGCCAUAUUGGCCAGAAUAUCGUCAAGCAAGGAUGAGUCAAACGUCACCAGCUGGUCACACGAUGAGACAUCAACCUACCUGCAAUGGUUCAAACAGUCGUUUCUCCCAUUACAGGCCGAACAAGCAAACAUGAGCAUCGAUCACAGGAUUGCCCAAAGAAAACUGCACAAGAUAUUCCCCAUAGAGCCCGGCCUUUCCAGGAACGACGGAAGCGCCAGCCAUUCUUCAUUCAUAGAUCAAUUGCAAGAAAGAUACCUCUAUUUCCUGUCUGAUGUCGAGUCUCGCUGGAACGAUCAAACGAUGCCGGACGCACACCAGAGGACCGCUUCCAUAGCCAAACUGGAGCAGUCUCUUAUGGCAGAAAUCGAAAAUCAGUUCGCGCUAGCGCGAGAACAAAUCACUAGUGCCGUACGCUACAUCGCUACAAGAUGUUCCCAACUUUCUGCUCAGCGAUCAUCACGCGGAGCUGGCGACCGAGACUGA